GCCAAUCAGAUGAGCCUGUGGGAGCAGGAAGCUGAUAGUGACCAACAGGAGACCCCACCUCACAAGCCUGUUUGGAUCUGAUAUGAAUCAGCAGCAGAGGCUCUCAGAGGUGUCCUCUUACAGAGGCAUGUCCGCCCCUCAGAUGUUUGACACCAGCUCUUCUGUAAUCGUCAUGACCCACGGGUCAGAACUUUCCCCUGGAACCAGCAGCGCGAGACGCGAGGAGAAGACGAACCCCGUGGUCCAAGCCGUCAGUCCACACCUGACCAAAGUCAUGCAGCUCGGUACCGCCACACCUGUGACGACCCAACAGGACCACAGCUUGUCCAUUGUGGCUCAAGCUGAAAGAGAAGAUUUGCAGGAGUUCAGCCUCUCCAACACUCAGCGGCUCGCCUCCAGAUCUCAGCUCUACCAACGGCUCAGACCUCUAAGUGAAGACGCCUUCCUUGUCAGUGAUGAGGAGGAGGAGGAAGAGGAGGAGGCAGCUUGGAACGAGCUUUUACAUCAGCAGCUCCGCAGAAAGCAACGCAGGAAGACUCGAAGCAGACAGAGGAGGCUAAAGGAUGGAGGAGAACCUCCUGUCAUCCAGGGUCUGUGGGUCCAGGAGAUAGACUGGUUGAAGAUGACAUCAUCCACUGAGAUCAUCCCGCCUCCUCCUCAGUUUACAGACUCCUGCUGUCAUGGCAACCACCUGCAGACGGGCCAUGCAUUUGAUGACAGCAGAAGUUCUGACUGCGGGUCCAUCAUCACUCAUGAGGACAAGUCGGACUCAUCCUGCCGCGCUGAUACCGCUCUGCCUGGAGCCCAAACAAACAUGUCAGGUCUGACCUUUGACCUGAUGCACAUCUCUGGAUUUGACACCUCCCAUCAGUCAGAGUGGGAUUCUGACUCUAGUCUGCAGGGAGUUUCAGACUCUUCGCUGAGCAGCGUGAACUCAUCCCAAAGGACCUGUAGUUCUGGUUCUGAGCCCGACUCUGAAGCGUUAAGAGGCAGAGUGAUUCAGAUCCCAAAGCUGCUUGUUACAGCUUUAUUCAGAGAGUCAGUGGAACAGAUUCUGGAUGGCUGGAAGACGAAUAAACCUGCAAAUGAAGGAUUCAUAUUUCAUCAUCUGCUCCAACCCAGUACCAGUUACCAGUACAGGGAAGGAGUGGAGUACAGUGUUCUCCACCACAUCCAGAACGGCUCCUACGGAGACGUGUUCUGUGUCCAGGACAAACACACCGGGUUUACAUGUGCUGCUAAAAGGAUCCCUCUGCGUCACUUCAGCGUGGAGGAGGUGAGAACGUGGAGCACCCUGAACUCUCCUCGCGUUGUUGAGCUGUUCGGAGCUGUGAGAGACGGACUGAAUGUUGUUCUCUUCAUGGACCAGAAACCAGCUUGUUUGGGCCAGGUCCUGAAGGAGGUGAGCUGCCUGCCUGAAGACCUGGCCCUGCAUUACCUUCACCAGACACUGGGGGCACUGGAGCACCUGCACCACAGAAAGGUGCUUCACCUGGACGUGAAAGCGGAGAAUGUGCUGCUGUCUGCAGACGGCAGGGACACGUUCCUCUGUGACUUUGGUCUCUCAGAGAUGUUGGAUGGCAACAGGGGGAGCUCCAAGGCUUUCAGAGGAGCUGCCUUCCCCGGCACAGAGACCCACAUGGCCCCCGAGGUGGCCCGAGGGGAUCCGGCUUGUACCAAAGCUGACGUGUGGAGCAGCUGCUGUAUGCUGCUGCACAUGCUCAAUGGCUGCCAGCCUUGGACCCGUCACUUCUCCCAUCCACUGUGUCUCCACAUUGUACACGAGCCUCCACCUUUGUGGGAGGUGCCGUCCACUUGCAACAACUUCACCGCUAAAGUGUUCAAAGCUGGACUCCAGAAGAACCCAGACAGACGAGCAUCAGCACAGAAGCUCAGGAGGAGGACCAGCAAAGCCCUCAGAGCAGUUGGAGGUCUGAGUCCAUCUUCCAUCAAAUCCACCUGUCAGAGGUUGUAUGGAUCACAGAAACACAGCUCUAGUGUCCCAGAUAAACCAGCUGUCUCAACUCCAGAUGUGUUCUGGGUCAGCCCCUGGAGAACCCAGGCAGUGGACCAGGACAGCGAUGAGUGGGAUGGUGACACCUCGGAUCUGGAGUCUGAGAUUGGCCCUUUAACCAAAGAAUGGGACUCCUGUCCUAGAUCACUGUGGGACCAAGUGGACUGGGAAUCCGGUUCUGAAUCAGAUGUGGAUAUUUACAUGGGAGAGGAGGAGAAUGUUCAGGAGACCUGUCGGAAAACCGACAAAAACUAUGAAGGAGACUGGGAGGAGGAGGAGGAGGAUGAAGACUGUGACUCCUCUGCCUCCACAGAGUAUCUCCAUGCUCUCAGAGGUGUUUUCCCUUUGCUGCAGAAAGGUUUGCAGAUGGAUGAUGUUUCAUGGGGAUCUGGGGCAGAGCUGGAAGGCCUCAGAGAAGAUGUACCUGUAGGCACCAUGUUCCCGACUCCGUCCCCAGAGCCUCGAGAUGAGCCACCAUCCUGUUUGAGCUGCUCUGACUCCUCACAAAUCAACAAAUCCGAGACGGACUCUGACCAUUCCUCUGAUGACCUCAGCUCUGGUGUCUUCUCUUCCUGCAACAGCCAAGCGGACACACGUGUGGAGUGGUUAAUGUCAGCCAAUCAGACGUCCUCUUGCUGCUUUGAGGGUGUUGACAUCUGGAUCGAGAACACUCAGGGGGAUUGUUUGAGGAUCCGAGAACAUCGCCGGGUCAAAGUGGGUCACGUUGCCAUAGGAAUCAGUGAUCAGAUGUCAGGGAAAGCCUUCAGUUUGGAGACUCUGGACAGGAAGACGGUGUCCUUCGACGAGCAGAUAGAGGAGUCUGGUUCGUGGUUCCGUUGUGUUCCUGCUCCAGAUAGAUGUCAGCGCUGGAGGUGGAGGAUCCGGGACGGCAGGCUGGAGCUCCGGGAAUGAGACGGUUUCUGGUGCUGCUCAUUUUAGAAGAAAUCCUUCUUGAAACCAUUGUUUUUUUUUUUUUGUUUUUUUGUUAGUUUGUUUUUCUUAAAGCCUGAAGCACAUAAACGGACCAGAUUCAGUGACAAACAGCAAACAACUCUCAGGAUCAAUAUGUAGGGCUGGAUUUUAAGGUUUAUCCACAAGGAAUUCUGCAGAAGGAGAAGGUAAACAGCAGAAAUCCUCCGACGUGUUUCAGACACUGAGCUGCUGGCUGUUGAGGAGAAAACAUUCCUCUGAUUAGAGGACAUCCAGCAGCUCUGGAGCGGCGCCUGUUUGAACAACCAUCUGCUGACUCAUCAGAUCAGGCUUCACGUUUCCAAACUACAGCCUUGGAUUUCUGGUCCUAACAUGGAUACAAAACCUGUUGUUUGUUUGGGAAACUGCUCACACUAGUUCAGCAUUUUGAGCUGGUUUAGCGUUUCUAAAGCCUUUUUAGUAAAUUCCAACUAUUCUGACCUUUGACCUCUAACAUUAACAGAUAUGCUGGAAGUCUGAGUCCUGGGGUCACUAUCCAGCUUGUUUUGGUUGUUUUCCUGCCUAAAACACCUGAUUUUAAUCAGCAGCAGAGCAACCGGCGUCUUCAGAGCUUGAUGAGUUGCUGAACAGGUGAUUCAACCAUUGAAUCAAAUGUGUUGGAGCAGGGAAACGGCUAAAUCAUACAAACUCAAAAUAUUGUAUCGCCUUUUGUGGAAUGUCAAAACGUUUUAGCUUUUUAAAAACUGCUAAUUUUCCAUCCUUCUACAAAAGAGAAUCCUUAAAAGAUAAAUGGCCUGUGUUUAGCACCUUCUAGAGUCCUAAUGCCCCCAAUCACUUUACAACACAAUCAAUCAUUCACCCAUUCACACCCUUGUGGUGAUGAGCUGCGUGUGUAGCCACAGCUGCCCUGGGGCACACUGACUGAGGAGAUGCUGCCGAGCACAGACUCCACCAGUUCCUUCGACCACCACCAUCAGCCAAUGUGGGUGAAGUGCCUUGCCCAAGGACACAACGACAGCAGCAGACUAAGCUCAGAUUGAACCUGCAAACUUCUGAUUGCAAGGCAGUCACUUAACUCCUCUGCCACCAUCGUUUUAAAGUCUUCUCAUGUUCACUACUAAAAGUUAAAAUGUUUGUGUAUUCGGGUGUGUUUUAAGAUUUAUAUUUCAUGGGAAACUUUUAAAAUCCUUAAAUCUUGAGUAUUUCUGGUUAUUUAUUACUCCAUCCAUUUUCUGAGCCCGCUUGUCCACGCAGGGUCACGGGGGGGGGGGGGGGGGGGGGGGGGGGGGCACUGGUGCCUACCUCCAGCGGUCAAUGGCCAAUCAGGCGGGGUACACCCUGGACAGAGAGCCAGUCCAUCGCAGGGCAACACAGAGACACACACACCUAGGGACAGUUUAGACAGACCAAUCAACCUAACAGUCAUGUUUUUGGACUGUGGGAGGAAGCCGGAGUACCUGGCAAACUCCAUGCAGAAAGACCCCAGGCUGGGAAGCGAACCCUGGACCUUCUUGCUGCAAGGCAACAGCUCUAACCACUGCUCCACUGCGCAGCCCUAUUUAUUACUCAAUAAGAAAAUCAUUAUCUAAAGGCCUUUGUGUUUUAUAGAUCCUUAUUUUUGUCUCAGGCUUUCUAUUUGUCAGAACAUCCUAUUGUGAAUGUUUAAGCACUAGUACAGAAGUGAGUGACUUUGUAAUUAAAGGUCUGUCUGUUAGAGUAAUGUGAAGUUAACCAUGUAUGAACUCCAAGUUAUGCAACCACUGUUCCCUGAAGAAGAGGAACGAGUGGUAUAUGGGACGUCACGCCACAUGUGGCCUGGCUGAAGAAGGCAAAUUACGCCAGGUUGUGGGCCUACCCAGGGUGGACUGGCCAUCUGUGAGUUCUGGAGAUAUUCCAGGGUUGAAUUUUCGUCCCAGUCAGCCCCUGGCUCCCCCCACCCCCAGAUGAACCUUUAAAGUAGAGAAGGACAAACCCUUGUUCAGCAACUCCUGCAGAAACGUUAGCACAUCCACAACAGAGCUCUACGAAGGAACCAUGGUUCUGACCAGACUCCAUUGCUCAAAAUCCCUCCAUUUAUAAGCAUAAAAGCCCGUAUUAGAGUAAGCUCUCGAACUCUGAACUGUGGCUACCGCUGCUGGAGGAAGACCCCUAGCUAGUUUGAAGCUGCCAUUCCCCCCCCCCCCCCCCCCCCCCCCCCCAAUAAAAAGCAAAAUGCCAUUUUAAGUUGUGGAAAGCAAAAGCUGUUUAGACCUAGAAACUAUGACUGGUGUUCAGCAAGGGAACAUGACCUAGGGAUGAAAGCCAACAGGAGAGGUGAGAAUAAUUUAGCAGAUUUGCCCAUGCCACUUUAAAGAUAUGAGAAACGGAAGGAACCUGACCUUUUGACUGAGAUUUUCAUUUCCCGACUCCCAUGGCAAGAGCAAAUCUCGCUCAGAAAAUCCUUCAACAGUAUUUGGCCUGGAAAAUUACUGUGGCCACCCUGAAACCAAGCCAGGUGUUGGGCCCGUGCGAAUGCCUGAUGGCUGGGCUUAGCAUUCUGGUGUCAUGGACUUGUCUACUUGUGGACCCACCACCUGCAAGAGGAGCAUGAUGGGUCUGUGUUGGCCAGACCGAGGUGGUAGCGCUAGCAGUUGGAUCCUGAAUGUUUGGAACAUGGAAUGACAAGGAAGGAGCUGGGACUUGUGGAAGAGAUUGAGCAGUACUGGCUGGAUAUAGAUGGACACGUUUCUACACAAUAGCCUUAGCUCCUGGCGUUGAGCUCUCUUCAUCACUGGAGAAAGGCGAAGACCCGAUGCGGCUGGUGAACCUCAGACUGUCAACCUGUAUGUUGAGGUUUACCCAAGAGAAUGAAAGUUUCCUUAUGUGCCCAAAAGCAGCUCAGAGUACCUACCCUUUCUGUGUUGAAAAUGUCAGCUUGUUGUUUGCUGGCUCUCAAACAGAACAACAAAGAAUCAUUCAUUCUUCCACUUACAUGAUUUGGACUAUUUUUUGACAUAUAUGAAAUAAACAUUGUACAUACCGGUA
Nothobranchius furzeri (turquoise killifish) is the source of this 5968-nucleotide messenger RNA. It is a transcript of the gene map3k14b, whose product is annotated as mitogen-activated protein kinase kinase kinase 14. Gene Ontology annotation, biological process: protein phosphorylation; canonical NF-kappaB signal transduction. NCBI's taxonomy places the organism in Eukaryota, Metazoa, Chordata, Actinopteri, Cyprinodontiformes, Nothobranchiidae. The record is from RefSeq and is a predicted model, not a curated record. Gene Ontology annotation, molecular function: ATP binding; protein kinase activity.